This is a messenger RNA of Rotaria sp. Silwood2, 2037 nucleotides long. The record is from the annotation of a GenBank genome assembly. NCBI's taxonomy places the organism in Eukaryota, Metazoa, Rotifera, Eurotatoria, Philodinida, Philodinidae.
AUGAAACCAACGCUUACACUCGAUGAAUUUUUCAAUUAUGUACAUUAUCCAUCGAUCAGUCUGUCUCCAAAUGGUCGCCAUUUACUAGUUCAUACGAGACGACCAUUAUGGGAUUUGAACUCCUAUGAUAACAGUCUCUGGCUUUAUGAAACACAAGGACAUGGGAAAAUAUUGAUCACUGAAAAAUUGUCAGAAAAUUUUACACCAAAAUGGUCACCAAAUGGAAAUUGGGUUGUAUUGUUAUUGAACGAGAAAUCGAAUACGAAUACCAAGAAUGAAGCUACGAGCUUUAGUCGUUCAUUCGACAGUCAUUCUAAAACGAAACAAUACAUGUAUCUAUAUUGUACUAUAUCAAAGCGAUUGAUACCAAUUCCAAUUGGAUCAAAAGUACCAUCUGUUAUAACAUGGGGCAACAAUGAUUCAUCUCUCUACUUUGCUACAAUUUCAUCAUAUUCACCAAAAGAAAAUGAUCAUGCAUAUUAUGUGGAAUGGAAAGAUGUCAUUCAAUAUCGAAAAUGGAAACCAAGUGAUGAAAGUACAAUUUAUCACAUUAAUAUUAAUAGAAAAAAUCGACUAACAUCUGUAAAUAUCAAUAUUGUCAAAAAUGUUCCUUUUCAAAUUGGUGAACUCCUAUUUUCAUCAUCUGAACAGAAACUUAUAUUUACAUCAGUCAAACAAAUCUAUGAAAAGAUGAAUGACUUUGAAAUGUAUUCAAUCGAUCUUUGCAACGUAUCAUCAUUAUUAAGAUUAACAACAAAUGAAGCAAUCGAAUCAGAUUUAAAAUUGUCCAACGAUGGUAAACAUGUUCUAUUUCAUGCGUUGGGUCGGGAGUUGACUAGCAGUGAGAAUGUCAUUACACAAGAAAGACUAUAUUCGCUGGAUCUAACAAGUGGACAAAUUCAACGUAUAGCAAAAGAUUUUAACGGCCAUAUUAUGGAAUACGCUAUACGACCCAAUGGUGGAGUUUACAUACUUGGACAAUUAGGAACCAAUGUUCAAAUCUAUACACAACAAUCUUCGAAAAAAUAUACAGUUUUACAUCGUGGAUGGGAUGGAACAUAUGUAUCUAUUUCAUCAUCAUCAUCACUCCAUGGAAAUGGUUCGAUUGCAUUUGUUUAUUCAUCUUACUGGCAGCCCAAAGAAGUUUAUGUCAUUGACAAUAUAGAUGAACUUACAUCUGCUAAAGUCCUAACAAACGAAAAUAAACUAUUUACUGAACGAAAUUUACCUCAAGUAAAAACUUAUCAAUGGACUAGUGAUGAAGAUGAUCGUACGAUCGAAGGACUUUUACAUUAUCCACCUGGAAAAUUUGGAUCAACAAAUUUGCCUCUUCUCGUACUUAUUCACGGUGGUCCAUAUGCAGCAAAUGUCAAUCAAUUACAUGCUAGUGGAGGUUUAUGGGCACCACUGGCAGCUACAGAAGGUUGGUUAGUAUUGGAACCAAACUAUCGAGGAUCGACAGGAUAUGGUGAUCAAUUUCUCAAUGAAAUUCGUUAUCAACCUUUAACUCGAUCAGGAAGAGAUAUUCUUUCAGGUAUCCAUCGUUUAAUUCAGGAUGGUAUCGUUGAUGAAAAUCAACUAGCCAUUGGUGGUUACAGUUACGGUGGCUAUCUAACCAAUUGGCUGAUAACACAAACUACAAUUUUCAAUGCUGCUCUCUCAGGUUCUGGGUCAGUUGAAUAUGUUUCUACUUGGGGUAUUAUGGAUUCUCCUAUGCUUAUAGAUUAUUUGUUUGGUGGAUUUCCAUGGAAUGCAUCAAAGACUUAUGAAAUGGAAUCUCCUAUUUAUCAAUUGAAUAAAGUGCAUACACCUACACAUAUUGUUACUGGAGCAGACGACAUCCGAGUUCCUACUGACCAGAGUUAUAUUUUGGAACGUGGACUACAUUAUCUUGGUGUACCUGUUCAACUUUUAAUUUUUCCCAAUGAAGGACACUCAUUAAGAAACAAUCCAUGGCAUGUUAAAAUCAAAGUUCGAGAAGAACUUAAAUGGUUACAAAAAUAUGGUCAUCAAAGUUCUAUGGUAAAUGGCAACUAG